AUGGCGGACAAUAUUGAGAAGAGUAAGAAGCGUAAGAAGAGCGCUGAUGGAUCCUCGAGACCAACCAAAAAGGUUGCAAUCGAGGGUGACAAAAAUGUUAAGAUUUCUCUGAAAGAUUGUGAUGAAUGGGCACCUGUGGUUGCAUCAAGUCCUGGAUUGUCUAUGCCAGUAUCUUUAUCACUUCAACCAUUCACAAAGCCUCGCAAGAAUGCAACCCAACGACCAGGACGUAGCGGUGCAAUCGCUACAACAGAAGUCCUUCUUCAUUCCUCAGAACAUCCAAAACUUGACUACACAGCACGAGAGGAAGAAGAGGGUGGAUCCGAUACAUUAUUGAAGCAUUAUGUUGGGGUUUACGAUCUAAAGACCGGAAAAUUAGAGGUUGUAGAAGCGCGAAAGAUGGUGGUUCGUGGAAGCGUUAGAGCACAUCAAGCUACAGAGGCAGAAUUCGCGAAACAUACUAUCCGAGAGCUUCGAAACGAUCUUGGAGAGACUUUCGGUACUAAGAAAGCGAAGAAAGCGAUUGCCUCUGUCACCGAGAACGCCAUCUCAGCGAAUAAAGGCUCAAGAUUACUCGCAGAUGGUGCUAAACCUGCGAAAUUGGAUGCUGCAAAAUCAGCUAUCAUCGCAUCUAUGGCAGAAGCCACAUCGAGCAUGGCAUCCAGGAAAGAUCUUGAGGAACAAGCGGAUGCAGCUAAACCACGACCAAAAGCAGACCUUACUGCGAAAGACAUCAAAGAUGUGUACACAGUAGACAGCCUCAUUGGAAGUGACAUUUUCAAGUCGGUGCCGGUUUUGGAAUGGGAGCAAUCAGUCAAAGCAAAGAAGAACAUCACUACCAAUUCGAGAUAUGUGUCGGCAAGGAUCGUCACUGCAGCUACCGCAGGCGUUAAUAAGCUCAGAGUUUUACGAUAUCUUCUUCUUUUGUUAGAUUUACAUAUGGCCUCUCGACCAAUGCGAGGCGGUAGAAUGCUGCCCAAGCGCGAAGAAAUGAAAACAAAGUUGGGCGACAAUCUACCUCAAUCCGUCAUUGAAGACAUUCGACGCAGAUAUUCUGACGCUGGUGUAAUGUCAAAAUUCAAGUCUGAUCUUCUGAUCACUCACGUGUGCGCACUAGCAUGUCUAGUCGAUAACUAUGAAGUCGAUCUGUAUGAUCUUCAGUUGGAUUUGAAGUUGGAGAUGAAGGAUAUGACUCAAUAUUUCAAGGAAAUUGGUGCGAGGGUUGUAGGACUUCCAGAGGCUAGGAGAAAGGCAUUGGAUUUGGACAAGGCGACUGCCGCACAAAGGAGGACAGCGAAGUUGAGGUUGCCACUGGAUUUCCCAAGGGUACCCUUUGGAAGGAGAGGAUGA
Sclerotinia sclerotiorum 1980 UF-70 is the source of this 1350-nucleotide messenger RNA. RefSeq lists its product as hypothetical. The transcript has 3 exons. Gene Ontology annotation, cellular component: RNA polymerase I complex. Gene Ontology annotation, molecular function: DNA binding. Bases 1 to 1350 code for a protein of 449 amino acids. Gene Ontology annotation, biological process: transcription elongation by RNA polymerase I; nucleolar large rRNA transcription by RNA polymerase I; RNA polymerase I preinitiation complex assembly. The record is from RefSeq and is a predicted model, not a curated record. Lineage: Eukaryota; Fungi; Ascomycota; Leotiomycetes; Helotiales; Sclerotiniaceae.